UGUGCCAAAACCCAACACAUUCCUACCAACUUGCUCUUGUUCUUAUUGUGCAGUCGUCCUUAUCAUAUCUCUCAAACUCUCUCUCUCUUUUAUUAUUCUCAGACAAGUGAUAUAUAUAUUUUGUCAAAUUAAAAUGGGUGAGGCUGUUGUUGCUAAUGGUUUUGCCAAUCUUUAUGAGAAAGCUGAUAAAACCCUGAAUAUUGAUAAUCACAAAGACUCUUUUUGGUACGAAGAAGUCAUUGAUGAGGAUCUCAAAUGGUCCUUCGCUUUGAAUAGUGUUCUGCAUAAAGGAACCAGCGAGUACCAGGACAUUGCUCUCUUGGACACAAAGCGUUUUGGCAAGGUGUUGGUGAUUGAUGGAAAGAUGCAGAGUGCUGAAAUAGACGAAUUUAUAUACCAUGAAUGCUUGAUACAUCCCGCUCUCUUAUGCCACCCAAACCCCCAGACAAUGUUUAUAAUGGGAGGUGGCGAAGGGUCAUCAGCAAGGGAAGCACUAAAGCACAAGUCAUUGGAGAAGGUGGUUAUGUGUGAUAUAGACCAGGAGGUGGUCGAUUUUUGCCGCACACAUUUGACGGUAAACCAUGACGCCUUUUGCCACAAGAAGCUUAAACUUGUUAUUAAUGAUGCCAAGGCUGAAUUGGAGAGGAGCAGUGAAAAAUUCGAUGUAAUAGUGGGAGAUUUAGCAGACCCAGUUAAAGGAGGUCCAUGCUACCAACUCUACACAAAAUCCUUCUAUGAGCGAACUGUCAAGCCCAAGCUCAAUACCAAUGGCAUCUUUGUCACCCAGGCCGGACCAGCAGGCAUUUUCACCCACAAGGAGGUCUUCACCUCUAUCUACAACACUAUCAAACAAGUCUUCAAAUAUGUGGUGGCAUACACUGCUCACAUACCCUCUUUUGCAGAUACAUGGGGAUGGGUUAUGGCCUCGGACCAGCCAUUCUCUGUGAAUGCUGAGGAAAUGGACAAAAGGAUCAAGGAAAGAAUCGAUGGCGAAUUGCUCUAUUUAACUGGUGCUUUGUUUAUCUCCUCAGCAACACUCAAUAAGACUGUUGCCUUCUCGUUGUUGAAUGAAACUCAUAUCUACACUGAAGAUGAUGCAAGGUUUAUUCAUGGACAUGGGUUGGCUAACCGCCAUUGAGGUCUCAAGCCAAAGGUUGGGGGAAAUGCUGUACAAAAAAAAAAAAAAAAAAAAAAAGAGUAAGAAAGACUGGAAUUUAAAAAGUGAGAUUUUAAUAGAGCUUUGCCAAAGAUAUCAAUCAGUUAACAAAUUGUUUGAAGCGUUUGGGGUUUAGGCAAGAAAUGUUAGCUUCAUUUGGGGUUGUUCAUAGGAUUUUAAAGUGUACUACAAUUUAAACUUUAUCCGAUAUGAAUGAAUUAUGAGGCAUUCCUCCAUUCAGAUUUCUAUC
Molecule: messenger RNA, 1406 nt
Organism: Ziziphus jujuba (common jujube)
Lineage: Eukaryota; Viridiplantae; Streptophyta; Magnoliopsida; Rosales; Rhamnaceae
Product: thermospermine synthase ACAULIS5
Exons: 10
Coding region: 134-1138 (334 amino acids)
Biological process (GO): polyamine biosynthetic process
Molecular function (GO): thermospermine synthase activity
Source: RefSeq, a predicted model, not a curated record